Molecule: messenger RNA, 3777 nt
Organism: Effrenium voratum
Lineage: Eukaryota; Dinophyceae; Suessiales; Symbiodiniaceae
Source: the annotation of a GenBank genome assembly
AUGCUGCUGCGAGUCAUACAGAAGGGAGGUGAGGCUGCGACCCUCGAAGCGUUGCACCGCGCCAGCGACUGGGAUCUCAACGCGCGGGCCGAGGGCGCCGGUCUCUUGCACUACGCGGCAGCGGCGGGAUUUGCGGAGGUGUGCCUGGAACUCUUGGAGGCACCCACCUUCCUGGCGGUGAAUGAUCAGGAUGCCCAGGGCUGCACCGCUCUGCACUACGCGGCCUGCAAAGGCCGCCUGGCCUCAUGUCGGGUUCUGCUGGACCAUUGGCGCUUCGCGGCACACAAUGUGCAAGAUUGGAAUGGAUGGACAGCUCUCCAUGCUGCGGCUGCACAUGGGCAAAGUGAAGUGUGCCUCACCAUUCUCAACAGUGCACGCUUUCAAGUUGCCACUGCUCGGGACAAGGAUGGUAUGACAGCGUUACACUUGGCAACCUCCCGUGGCUUCGGACAGAUCUGCGCGGGCUUGCUCCAGCACAAGGCCUUCAGCGGGACAUCCAGCGUUGACAACUUUGGCCGCACUGUCCACGCCAUGCGAGGAGAUGCUCUUCUAAAGGACAAGGGGAUGCAAACGGUGCAGUUGCCGGAGAAGAAGAAGGUGGCAGCGGCAAAGUUGCAUCCCGCGGAUCCUUUGAAAUGGCAAUCCCUGGCGAGAUGGACUUCGCAAUUGGAGAAAAUGCAGGAGGCAGAAGAGGCGGCGCGACUCAAGGCCGAAGAGGAGGCCAAAGCAAAGGCAGAAGAGGACGCCAGGCGCAAGGCGGAAGAAGAGGAGGCGCGACUCUUUGCCGAAGAGGAGGCGCAAGCCAAGGCCAAAGAAGAGGCCAAAGCCAAGGCAGAAGGGGACGCCAGGCGCAAGACAGAAGAGGAGGCGCAACUCAAGGCCGAAGAGGAGGCCAAAGCCAAGACAGAAGAGGAGGCGCGGCUCAAGGCCGAAGAGGAGGCGCAACCCAAGGCCAAAGAAGAGGCCAGAGCCAAUGCAGAAGGGGACGCCAGGCGCAAGACAGAAGAGGAGGCGCGACUCAAGGCCGAAGAGGAGGCCAAAGCCAAGACAGAAGAGGAGGCGCGACUCAAGGCUGAAGAGGAGGCGCGACCCAAGACCAAAGAAGAGGCCAAAGCCAAGGCAGAAGAGGCCAGACUCAAGGGAGAAGAGGAGGCGCGACCCACGGCUGAACAAGAGGCCAGAGCAAAGGGAAAAGAGGAGGCGCCACCCAAGGCCAAGGAAGAGGCCAAAGCCAAGGCAGAAGGGGACGCCAGGCGCAAGACAGAAGAGGAGGCGCGACUCAAGGCCGAAGAAGAGGCCAAAGCAAAGGGAAAAGAGGAGGCGCCACCCAAGGCCAAGGAAGAGGCCAAAGCCAAGGCAGAAGAGGAGGCGCGACUCAAGGCCGAAGAGGAGGCCAAAGCAAAGGGAAAAGAGGAGGCGCCACCCAAGGCCAAAGAAGAGGCCAAAGCCAAGGCAGAAGAGGAGGCUCGACCAAAGGCAGAAGAGGAGGCGCGACUCAAGGCUGCAGAAGAGGCCAGACUCAAGGGAGAAGAGGAGGCGCGACCCACGGCUGAACAAGAGGCCAGAGCCAAGGCAAAAGAGGAGUCGCGACUCAAGGCUGAAGAAGAGGCCAAAGCCAAGGCAAAAGAGGAGGGACGACCCAAGGCCGAAGAAGAGGCCAGAGUCAAGGCAGAGGAGGAGGCGCCGCUUAAGGCCGAAGAGGCCAGACUCAAGGCAGAAGACGAAGCGCGGGCCAAAGUUGCAGCUGAAGGCGAAGGCCAAGUCGAGGAGGGUGAGGCAAACGGUGAUGCCGCGUCAUCCCAUGGAUCUGGGGGAGAAGCAGAAGCAGGCGAUGCCCAUGCAGCUAAGCCCAAGAAAAAGAAGGCUAAGGCCAAAGCUGGAGCUGCAAAGAAAGGCAAGGUGCAGGGCACUACAAUUACAGUGAAUGGCUUGUCCAUGCGAGCUGGAGAGAGCGCAAGCAAGAAACCAGGGGCAGCUGAAGAGAUGUCUACUGUGGAGGCUACAACUCCCAAAGAUUCGAGUAGAAAGGAGGCAGCGCAGGCACCGGCUACGAAGACGGAUGUGGUCAAGAUUCAGUGGAUCUGGGUGAUUGUGCGCUUGAAGAUGGGAGUCAAGCGAUGGAAAAGGUUCAUGCACAACCGCCUCAGAAAGCAAAGGCGAUUAAACUUGAACAAAAAGCGAGCUGCUGAUGAUUUGCCUCAGCGAACACUGCGCAAUCGCCUCGCAGAGCCAAAAACAUCCCAAGAUGCAGAAAAGACACCAGCACUGGCAGAAAACGAAACGGCUGCACCAGAGGCAGAAACCAACGCCACGGCAGAAGAGGAGGCCAGACUCAAGGCAGAAGAGGAGGCGCGACUCAAGGCCGAAGAAGAGGCCAAAGCCAAGGCAGAAGAGGAGGCCAGACUCAAGGCAGCAGAGGAGGCGCGACUCAAGGCCGAAGAAGAGGCCAAAGCCAAGGCAGAAGAGGAGGCCAGACUCAAGGCAGAAGAGGAGGCGCGACUCAAGGCCGAAGAAGAGGCCAAAGCCAAGGCAGAAGAGGAGGCCAGACUCAAGGCAGAAGAGGAGGCGCGACUCAAGGCCGAAGAAGAGGCCAAAGCCAAGGCAGAAGAGGAGGCCAGACUCAAGGCAGAACAGGAGGCGCGACUCAAGGCCGAAGAGGAGGCGCGACUCAAGGCUGAAAAAGAGGCCAAAGCCCAGGCAGAAGAGGCCAGACUCAAGGCAGAAGAGGAGGCCAGACUCAAGGCCGAAGAAGAGGCCAGGCUCAAGGCAGAAGAGGACGCGCAACUCAAGGCCGAAGAAGAGGCCAAAGCCAAGGCAGAAGAAGAGGCGCGACUCAAGGCCAAAGCCAAGGCAGAAGAGGAGGCGCGACUCAAGGCCGACGAGGAGGCCAAAGCCAAGGCAGAAGAGGAAGAGGAGGCGCGACUCAAGGCAGAAGAGGAGGCCAAAGCCAAAGCACAAGAGGCGGCCAGACUCAAGGCAGAAGAGGAGGCCAGACUCAAGGCCGAAGAAGAGGCAAAAGCCAAGGCAGAAGAAGAGGCCAGGCUCAAGGCAGAAGAAGAGGCCAAAGCCAAGGCAGAAGAGGAGGCCAGACUCAAGGCCACAGAAGAGGCCAAAGCCCAGGCAGAAGAGGCCAGACUCAAGGCAGAAGAGGAGGCCAGACUCAAGGCCGAAGAAGAGGCCAAAGCCAAGGCAGAAGAAGAGGCCAGGCUCAAGGCAGAAGAGGAGGCGCGACUCAAGGCCGAAGAAGAGGCCAAAGCCAAGGCAGAAGAAGAGCGACUCAAGGCCAAAGCCAAGGCAGAAGAGGAGGCGCGACUCAAGGCCGAAGAAGAGGCCAAAGCCAAGGCAGAAGAAGAGGCGCGACUCAAGGCCAAAGCCAAGGCAGAUCAGGAGGCCAGACUCAAGGCCGAAGAAGAGGCCAGGCUCAAGGCAGAAGAGGAGGCGCGACUCAAGGCUGAAGCAGAGGCGAAGGCCAAGGCAGAAGAGGAGGCUAGACUCAAGGCAGCAGAGGAGGCGCGGCUUAAGGCCGAAGAGGCCAGACUCAAGGCAGAAGAAGAAGCGCGGGCCAAAGCCGCAGCUGAACGCCAAGUCGAGGAGGGUGAGGCAAACGGUGAUGCCGAGUCAUCCCAUGGAUCUGGGGGAGAAGCAGAAGCAGGCGAUGCCCAGGCAACCAAGCCCAAGAAAAAGAAGAAGGCUAAGGCCAAAGCUGGAGCUGCAAAGAAAGGCAAGGCGCAGGGAACUACAAUUACAGUGAAUGGCUUGUCCAUGCGAACUACCUAA